UUUUGCUCCUUCCUUAUUCACUUUGGUAAAUUGCAUGAACCACAAUUCAAAGGUCAUGUUAGUGCUUCUGUUUUUUUUGUGCACAAGUUUGAUAGGUGAUGUGAAGUGUAGUUUUAAUGAAAACGAUGUUUCACAAUGGUCGAUUUUUCCGCCAUUACCGGUGGCAGUGUCGAAAACUGCUAAUACAGUGUGUAGAGAAGAAAGUGAUUUAUAUUUGGAUAAUCUAAAGAACUUCACUUUGUGGGCACAUGAAAUGUGGGACGCCACAGCGAAGUCUUCUUCAGGGAUUCUCCGAGGCAGCGUUUUUCAAAUGGGAAAUUUCGAGCAAUGUCUGUCAGCAAGGGCUCCGUUCGCCCCACAGUACUGCCUUGCUACCAUCAAAGUUGAAACUGCUUCAACCAAGUCGAGACUGGACCCUUUCUCGUUGUAUUAUAGUCCUUACGAUUCGGUACUUCAAAAAAUACAGAGAUCUGCUGAUCCCGCACAGCAGUCUAGAGAUGCCAUCAAAGUAGGGUGGUGCGUCCCCUCAUCUUGUUCGAUACGAGAUUUGGAAACAAAUCUGAACGAAUACCUAGCAGGAGUGAAGAAUAAAUUCAAACAUAAGAAUGUCACGUAUACAGCUCAUUUUUCGGAAAAAUUUUGUCAAACUGCUGCAGAAAGUAACUACUUCGAUGCCGUUGAUAUUUCCUUCUGUUUUUUAGCAGUGCUGCUGAUUACUUUGGUGAUAUUGGGUACAACAUAUGACGUCACGGUUAACAGCAGUAAAACUGAAGAGAAGCCCCUGAAAAUUUCUCGGUGUUCAAGAAUGAUGAUGGCAUUUUCAGCCAGACAAAAUUUCAAUGAACUGAACAGAGCAGAUGACUCUAAUCCAUCGUUGAGUAUACUAUAUGGCGUUAGAACUGUUUGCAUCUUGGCAAUCAUAAUGGACCACAGGUUCGGCACAUUCAUUUCAUCUGCCAUCUCGAAUUUCAACUACUUGGAGUCGCAAUACAGGUCUUCAGUUGCGUGCUUACUUUUUCAUGGAGACUUAUUUGUGGAUUCAUUCUUCUUGCUCAGUGGACUAUUAGUAGUAUAUGGGCUCUUGGGGCAAUUUGAUAAGAGGCCAAUGAAUCUUGGACUGAUUUGGUUACUGAGAUAUAUCAGGUUAACUCCGGUAUACGCGUUUGUGAUAUUUUAUUAUGCUACAAUUUUCAAUCACUCUGGGGAAGGACCACUUUGGAAAUUGAUAGCAGGAGGAGAUUCUGAAGACUGCAGAAAAAACUGGUGGACGAAUUUAUUAUACAUAAGCAACUAUGUGAAUCCAGAUCAUAUGUGCAUGACACAUUCUUGGUACCUACCCUGUGACUUCCACUAUUUCAUCAUCGCCACAGUCAUAUGUUUCCUCAUCAAAAAACAAAAACGAAUAGGACUCAGCCUGCUGCUUUUCUUCACGAUAGCUUCAAUGGUCGUCCCAUUUGCUAUCACGAUUGUUUACCAGAGACCUGGACUGAUGCACUUUUAUCCGGAAUUUUUGACUGGCCCAAAGGUUUACGUAGAUUUUCUACUGACUUACAGCAAAUCUCAUACCAGGGCAACACCUUAUUUUGUAGGGAUGUAUGCAGGAUACACCUAUUAUAAGUUGAAAGGGUGCAAUAAACAUAUCUGCAGGACCAAAUCCUUCAUCGUCGUGGUGGUCUCCCUAUGCCUCAUGCUCAUGUCCGUGUUCAGCGCCAAAGUCUUCUACGACCCCUAUCACCCCUACAACGCCGUCGAGUCGGCCAGCUACGCGGCGCUGCACAGGCUGGCCUGGGCAGCUGGCAGCUUCGGGGUUUUGUACGUGGCCAGCUUCGGGCACGCGGGCUGCAUCAGGAAGGUGCUCUGCUGGUCGCCCUGGGUGCCGCUCAGCAAGCUCGUGUACGGCGCGUACUUGUGCCACAUGACGUUCCAGCUGCGGUCGGCGGCCAAGUUCAUGAACCCGAGACAAGUGUCUUAUUUCGAUGUUAUGAGUCUCUCUUUCUCGGACAUGGUCUUAUCCUUCGUAACGGCCCUUGGACUGUUCUUGCUCAUCGAAGCUCCAUUCAGGAAAGUUUUCAGAGAACUCAUCAUGCCAUCUAGAGAGCCUCCAAGAAAAAUCACGACAACCGAUCUUCCCAGCGCAGGGGAAGAAGAAAUGAUCAACAAUAAUGUCAAUCAUGACAGCAGAUUGUAACAGACUCAUCAGACUGACAGUCGGAAGAUAUGAGGAGAGUGAAAGGACGUCAAAGAAAUCAGAGAGGAAGAUAAAAAUCCAUUCUAGUGGCACUCCUACACUGAAUGAUUUGGCACCAUAUUUGAAAACUUGACUUCUUUACAAAAGCGAAUAUAAUUAUGUGAAAUCGAAUGAAAAAUAGUUAUUUUCUGACAGGAAAGUAGUUUGUAAUGUCCAUAAUGUCAUCUCUGUUGACAGGUUAUGAAAUAUCACUUUUCAUAAAUUACUUUUUUCCGCUUUAGUUUAGAAAAAUAAGCAAUAACGCCGUCUCCGAGAAAGAACUGCAAAUCCUUUCAUCUUCCAGUCGACUUCGCGGUUACGUAAAUUACUGAACAUCCAUUGAAUUCGAAAUUUUCGAAAAUCAAAUCACAGUAUUAAUCCGACAGAUAUUUGAUUACUCCAAAACAAUGAUGAAGAUGCGUUACAGUCUGGUUCUUUGAUUUGAUUUUGAAAAAUUGCUAAUUCACUGGUUGUUUGGUAAUUUACAUGACCGCGAAGUCGAAUGGAAGAUAAAAGAACUUGCAGUUCUUUCUUGGAGACGGUGUUAUUGGCUUAGUUGUAGGAACUAUAGCACGACAAAAGCCGUCAACAGUGUAUAU
Molecule: messenger RNA, 2826 nt
Organism: Phaedon cochleariae (mustard beetle)
Lineage: Eukaryota; Metazoa; Arthropoda; Insecta; Coleoptera; Chrysomelidae
Source: the annotation of a GenBank genome assembly